Molecule: messenger RNA, 1901 nt
Organism: Drosophila willistoni
Lineage: Eukaryota; Metazoa; Arthropoda; Insecta; Diptera; Drosophilidae
Product: BUD13 homolog
Exons: 2
Coding region: 39-1853 (604 amino acids)
Biological process (GO): mRNA splicing, via spliceosome
Cellular component (GO): RES complex; U2-type spliceosomal complex
Molecular function (GO): RNA binding
Source: RefSeq, a predicted model, not a curated record
UGCAGCGUUUUUUAGCACUGGUGUAAAACCUGCCCAGAAUGUCAAUGAGCAAUGCCAAAGUCAUUGAUCAAAAGGAAUAUCUAAAGAAGUACCUGUCUGGGGAUAAGGAGAAGAAAAAGAAGAAGCACAAACAAAAAAAACACAAAAAAGCCGCCAAAGUGAAAAUCAUUGAUGAUGAUGCCUACAAUAGCGACAACCGCGAAGUCGACGAAGAACUUUUAUUGGGCGGUGAAGAUGCUCCUCAAAUUGUGGGUGAAUACAUCGAAGAAAAUCCCAACGAAAUUCGCAGCAAAUGGCGAAAUAUUGCGGUGAAAGAGGAGGAAGAAACUGCACAAGAAGAACCAACAGUGAGAAUUAAAGCAGAACCACGUGAUGAUGAUGAUGAGGAAAAUCGUUGGGGACGCAAGGCUUCAUCGUUAAGAGAAAAAAGUCCUGUUACUGCCAUUAAAAUCAAGCAGGAAAGGCGCAGCCCUUCUAUCGACCAGAGCCCGCCCAGAAAAAAACAAAACGAUGAGCGCAGUCCACCAGCCAGAAGGAAACACGAUAAAGACAAUGUCCCUUCUAGAAACAGGCAUAGCGAGGAUAUCAGUCCGCCGCGUCGAAAAAGAAGUGGAGUUAGCAGUCCACCAAGAAGAAUAAAGGAAGAAGAUUCAAGCCCACCCAGAAGAAAGCGACGGGAUUCUGAUCAAAGUCCACCCAGGAGAGGACGGCAGUCGCCUCCACCAAGAAAAAUAAAAGAAGAUCUUAGUCCACCAAGAAGAAAGCGGCGGGAUUCUGAUCAAAGUCCACCCAGGAGACGACGACAAUCACCUCCACGCAGAAGAAGAUCUAGUUCCGAUCAGAGCCCACCAAGAAGAAGAAACGAUUCUGAUUUGUCUCCGGUACGCAGAAGACGGCUAUCAGCUGAUUCUAGUCCGGCCAGAAGUCGACAAAAACGUAGAUCGUCUGACCAAAGCCCACCUAGAAGACGUAGGGAUAGCGAUCAAUCUCCUGCGCGCAGAAAAGGACGUCAUUCAGAUCAAAGCCCACCCAGGAAACCAAAAGAUAGGCCGCGAUCCAGGUCACCAAGACGACGUCGGUCCUCAGAUCAGAGUCCACCUAGUAAAGAUCGAUUUAAAAAGGAAGUAAAACGCUCGCCUUCUCCUAGCCAGCCGGUUAGGAAAAGUCGUUGGGCUAAGGCAUCACCUUCUUUAUCACCGCCACCAACCCAUAAACCGAAAACCGAUCGCACUUUGGAUGGGAAAAAAGCUGGUCUCCAAGAUGCCCAAUCUCUGAAAGCCGAAACAGAUGAACGUCGUCGCCGGGAGCAUCAACUGUUUGAGAAAAUGUCCAGCGAGGUAUCCGGUCGUGAUGCUGAUAUACAAAUACGUAGCACUGGUAGGCGUGGCAGACGCGCUCGUGAGGCAGCCAACGAAGAUCCCGCCGUACAAAAGCGCAAAGAGGAACACGAGCGUAAGAAAAAGGAGCUGUACGAUCGAUGGGGCCGUGGCUUAAAGCAACUAGAGGACCACAAAUCGAGGCAAGAAGAAAUGGCGCACGAAGCCUCCAAGCCAGUGGCGCGCUAUGCCAAUGAUGAGGACUUGGAUCGACAUUUACGUGAACAAGAGCAUGCCGAUGAUCCCAUGCUGGAAUAUAUGAGAGCCAAACGCAAAAAGCUUGAUAAGCAGGCAGGCAAGCCUGAGAUGCCCAAAUACGAGGGAAGCUUUCCAGAGAACCGUUUUGGCAUUCGUCCUGGCUAUCGUUGGGAUGGUGUGGAUCGAUCCAAUGGCUACGAGAAUCGUUGGUUCAACAAGCAAAACGAACGCGUUGCCAUUCAGGACGAGGCCUACAAAUACAGUGUGGAGGAUAUGUAAAGAGCAUUAAAAUUCAAAUCAAGUUAAAUAAAUGCAAUUUAAAAUUUA